AUGGCUUCUACUCUGAUCGAAGCCUGCAGAAAAAGGAGGAGAACACAAAGGCCGUUCCGGUUCGAGGAGUUCGCGAUGCCGGGCACCAUUGAUGGCCUGAGCGGUGCUUUCAGAGAGAACAUCCGGUUUUUUCUCCAGGAAUUCGCGGUGCUUGAAGACUACAUUGUUGCCGGGAUGCCUCUCUGGUCCACUUGGUUCAUCACCGCCAGUAACGGAGCCGUGUUCCCUCUCUACACCAUUGAAGAAACCGUUCAGCACUCUCCCGAGCCCUUCUGCGAUCAUUGCAAAUUCGCAGGUUGGGGUCACCAUUAUGUGUCAAAGAGACGGUACCACUUGAUAAUUCCAGCGAAUGCUAACUGGGAAAAACCGUUGACCAGCAAUUGUUUGGAAAUUGGGAGUCAUAUACUGCACGCCUUGAUUCACUGCAAUGGGUAUGGUCAUUUGCUAUGCAUCAAUGGUGUUCGAGAGGACUCACAUUCUCUGCGAGCAACUCAUUUCAUGGACUUCUGGGAUCGCCUUUGCACUGCCCUGAAAACCAGGAAAGUCUCUGUGUUUGAUGUUUCGAUGAAGGGAGGGAUGGAACUGAGACUACUUCAUGGUGUCACUUAUGGGAUGUCUUGGUUUGGGAAGUGGGGUUACAAGUUUAACCGCGGAAGCUUUGGGGUAACAGAACAGAAAUACAAGAUUGCAAUUGACUAUCUGCAGUCAUUAGGCCUUGAUAAGAUCCUCAAUGAUUUCAAGAAAUCUCAUUCAGGAAGAAGGAAAAUCAAGCAAGUUAUUGACAAGUACAGAGAAAUGAGUGAAAACCCAUUGAUUACAAUCAGUGAGCUCUUGCAAUUCAUGCUUUCUCUCAAGUGCAGAGCUUCAAAUCAGAACAAAACCAAACUGGCUGAAGCUUAUCAUUGUUGUAGUUCUAAAUCCAAUUCACAGGACAAUGAUGCUAAUCCUAUGAAUGCAAAGACAUUCCUGAAUAUGCUAGUUAAGAGUGAUUGCAGGUGGCCUGCCAGGAGGCUAGAGUUUGUGCUGGUUGUAAUUGUGGAUUUGCUGAAAGAAAAGAAGGCAAAUGAUAGCAGCGGAAAUGCUAGCAUGAUGACUAGGCAAGAGCUGAGAGAUGCUGCAAGAAAAUGUAUUGGUGACACUGGUUUGAUUGAUUUUGUGCUCAAAUCCAUCAGAUGCUUUGCAUUGGGCACUCAUAUUGUUCGCCGAACAACCAAUCCAACCACUAAGUUAUUGGAAUUCACCAUCGAUGAAGCUGCUAAGGAAACAACAGAAGUAGCAAGGUUUCCAUUUUUAGAUGAAAAUAAUGAGUGCAGAUGGGAUGAAGGAAGGCUAAAACAGGCAGCAGAAGCUAUAGUUGAUAUCCUGAAAACACAUAAUGGCGAUGGUUCUAUGUCAAGGCAAGAGCUCCGGGACAAGGUUAAAGAUCGCGUUUGUGACACUGGACUCAUAGAUUUUUUGCUGAAAUCAAUGAACAACUCUGUGGUUGGGAAUCAAGUUGUUUAUCGUUCAAGAAACCCUUUAACAAAGAGGAUUGAAUUCCUUAUUCAUGAUUUUGAAGACAGCAGCAGAGGUGAAGAAAGCAUUGAUAUUUAUGCAGAUGUUAAGUUGUUAUAUGAUAAUGUGCUGCUUGGUUACCCCGGGUUGAAUUCAGUCAUUUCUGCAACUCAGGUUAUCUUGGACAGCAAGCAGUUUGUGAAGGAAUGGGUACCUCAGGAUCAAGAAAACAGGAUGGAAAACAUGUCAUUGACAUGCCAACUCUUACCAAGUUUCCAUGAGUUAGAGACUGAAUUGACUCGGCCAUUGUCACCCGGUGAAGUGGUAGUAGUCCCAGGAUGCAUCACAAUAGGAGAGCUAAAAAAAGUGGCACAAUCUGCACUAAGGGAUACCUACUGCAUCAUGGAGAACUUUGUGGUAAAGCAAAUUGGGGGCUUGAGGGGGAUUGAGGAUGAGAGGGUACUAAUGUGCACUGUGAGUUCUGAUGCACGUGUUUGGGUGAGGGGGUGUGGGUUGGACUUGGGCACUGAGAUGAGGUAUCAAGAUGGGGCCCAUAAUUCAAAGGUGGAAUGUGUGUGUGGGACCAAAGAGGAUGAUGGGGAGAGGAUGGUGGAGUGUGAUGCUUGCCAAGCAUGGCAACACACAAGGUGCUGUGGCAUUGAUGAUGAUGAGGAUGCACCUUCUGUGUUUCUUUGUGGGACUUGUGGUGGAAAGUGGUGAUUUAUUCAUUGAAGUUAAGAUAGGAUUGAAGAAGAGACUAAGAGGAUCUUUGAAAGUAAUUAAGAUUUAUUUUUUGCUGUGGAAACAGGAUUCAGUUGACUAAAGUAUAAUGAUUUAUAUUUCUAUUUGUUAAUUGUCUUGUUAUUGUAGAGCAAGUGUAAUCAUUGUUCUUUGUAAGUAACCAUAUGAAAUGUCUUAAUGAAAUGUUUACACCAUAUUAUU
This is a messenger RNA of Ipomoea nil (Japanese morning glory), 2436 nucleotides long. RefSeq names its product PHD finger protein MALE MEIOCYTE DEATH 1-like. The record is from RefSeq and is a predicted model, not a curated record. The coding region runs from base 1 to 2214 and encodes 737 amino acids. NCBI's taxonomy places the organism in Eukaryota, Viridiplantae, Streptophyta, Magnoliopsida, Solanales, Convolvulaceae. The transcript is spliced from 3 exons.